Molecule: messenger RNA, 2874 nt
Organism: Lingula anatina
Lineage: Eukaryota; Metazoa; Brachiopoda; Lingulata; Lingulida; Lingulidae
Biological process (GO): positive regulation of transcription by RNA polymerase II; hormone-mediated signaling pathway; cell differentiation
Molecular function (GO): zinc ion binding; RNA polymerase II cis-regulatory region sequence-specific DNA binding; nuclear receptor activity
Source: RefSeq, a predicted model, not a curated record
CCAGGCACCUUUGGCUAUGGGUUAUAUCUAUAUUUCUGCAGUAUAAAUGAUUUCCUUUUCCUUUCAAAGAAUCAACUUGACAAAACAAUGAAACUUAUCACCUUUGAUGUAGGUGACAUAUAUUUCUAAAAGGCAUUUACAUCAGUGAUGUGUCUAUGAGUAUUAAAGCAAGCUUAAGAGAUGUGAGAGAUUUCUAAUUCAUUUGGAAUUUUUGAAAGCAGGGUAGCAAAUGCAGAAAACCAGCCUGGUUGAACUCUUUUUCUUGAAGUUGUUCAAUUUUCAUUUUUCACUCACUGGCAAUUUUUAAGUGUGGCUUAAAUCUCCCAUGGGCCUGAACCCUGUGCUACUUACAUUUUCUGUAUGUUCACAUAAAUAGCAAAGCAAUUGAAAAUUGGUGGUGAUUCUGCUGAAAAAUCUUAUGUUAUAUUGCAUCAGAAUUCACAAAAAUCCUAUUAAGUGCACUGUCAUCAUUAUUUUUUCUGUAUAUUUGAGAUGUUUGCCAUCUUACCACAGAGAAUGGGUAAGAUUUGUUAUUUGCAUGGUACAGAAACAGCCAUAAAAUUGGUCUGAGUUGUUUCUCACUCAGAAGAAUGGAAUCCUAUUCCACCAUUUUACAUGUAAAGUAUACUUUCUGGUGUCUCUAUCCUGACCAAAUUAAUAAUGCCUUUUUCUGACAAAUCACAAGCUGUUGACUAAAUAUAGAAUUAAUGAACAUGCAACCACUGUAGGUAUUACAGAACUGAUAUUGACAGUUAGCUGUAUUGAGGAUUAGUGUUGCUCUUCAUUAACACGGAUUCCGCAGUCAUGUACAGCUAGCAAUACAUAGAUUUUUAUCCAUUUGUAAUCCGAUUGUCCAUAUAAUUAACAGAAUAAAAAAAGUGUGAACUUAAUGAUCAAAAUAUAUUUCAUUGAGCAUAUGAACCAGUGAGAUUUUGUUGCAGUUCUGUAGAUCGUGGGUGAUUUAUCCUAGUUGUGCUUCCAGCUGGUAAAUCCUACAUUCAGGUAUUGGCAGUAAGGCAAUAGAUUUAAGGUUUUAUCUAAAAUAUAUUGUUUUCAAACAUAUUAUUUUAUUAGAUGCCAAAAUGUGAAGAGUUACACAAUUGAAUGUAUUUAUUCCCAGGAUCAGCCAUGUGUUUUACAUCUUUAUUGCAGUAUUUAAGUACUUGUAUGUAUCAAUACCUGUGUCUUGCAAAGAUUUACAAUUAGCACUUUAUAUAAAAGUGAUUCAUUUGGGGUUUCAGUGUAUGAUUUUGCUACUUUUCUCAUGACAUGUUCAGGGUUUGACAGAAGCUGUCUUCUGAGUCUUCUGGAAAACGGUCAGAAGUUUACAUUGAUGGGCAUGGAAUUUUUUCUGUGAGAAGACAGUGAAAAAUUGAGGAUGGUUCAACAAAGAUAAUUUGGAAGACUGCCAGAAAAUAUCUCUGGAUCCGCCCCUUAGGUUUAUAUGAUAGCAUUCAGCAUGAGUCCCUGAGUUAAAAGCUGCAUAUAGACAAGUGGCUGUUUUCCGUGGGCUCAAAGAAAGAGAUGUACCAUUGAGGCAUGUCUGCUAGGAUGAACUCCACCAGUAUUCAGCAGUCUGUGGAUGCCAGUGUGACAGCUGGAUUUUCCUCAAAGUAUGGUCUGCAAGAGACAUGGGUGCAAACAGAUUUGUCUUUGCAUACACAGGACCUAGAUCUUUUAGAACUGAUUUACUUGUUAAAGACAUCCAAUAUAUUGGAGCUGAGGCCAGUAACUGGAGAGUGUCCUUUAUGUGGCUAUGUGAAGGCACCAUGCAAAGAUGGAGUACCAGGAUAUAGCAAGCAAAAGAAUGGCCGGCAAAAUCUUAUCGAAGGUUUCUCUAACAAGCCAAUUCUAAACAAUGGAAAUAAUGAGUGUUGGAAACAGAUACAGACUAUGUCAAAGAAAACUGAAAGAGUCCAAUUGAAAACUGCAGACCUGAGGAAAAGAAGACCUGAGAAAGAAAUACCUCCAGCUGACCAUCAUAGUGCAUGUGAAAAUGACAGUUUAACUACAGAUGACAAGUUAAGCAACCAAAACACUGUAUCUACUCAUUCUCCAAGGUUGGCAAGUCUCAACAAAAGAAAAUCAGAAGAUGUAAAGACAAAAAUGCAUAAUCACCCAAAUGUAAAGCAUCAAUGCAACCAAAAUUUGAGCAAGACCUUACCAGUAGACAGCAAUAAAGAUGUUCGUAUUAGCACAGAUAGUUCAGAUCAUGUCCGCUCGCGUUCUCAACAGCAUGCAGUUUUUCCAAGCACAGAAGCAUCUUAUGCCCCGUCUUCAGGGCACUAUUAUUCAGACUCACAUCAUUUUGUUGACAAUGCUGGAAUUUAUAGUGCUGUCUCUUUUGAAGAUACAAAUACAAAUCUUUUGACCUGGCAUAAAGAUCGAACUUUGAACUCUGAGGAAACUUCUUGUAUGCCAAUCGGAAGCCAUCUUGCUUCUGAUGAUUCAUCAUUCCAGUUCUUGCAGUACUCACCUCUAAACACUGACAGGGUCCCCAUGGUUAGCAGUGGCUUUUAUGAUAACCAAAAAUCUCUUUUUCCAAGAUCCACCUCACAACAUGAGAUUUUCUCAAGACAAAAUACAAGGUCAAAUGAACUAAUAUAUCAAGAAACUAAUACAAGAAUUUCUAAACGGGAAGACUCAAAAAAGCUAUUAAGUGGAGCUUUUGAACUUAGUGAUAGCUCAAGUUUCACUUGCAGUGAAGAUGAUAGUAAAAUGGACAGUUGCAAUUCAUCUUGUCUCCAGAAGUUCUCUUCUNAGUUUAUAGAUAUCAGCAUAGAUGGUUUUUGUAAAAGUUUUUCUCGAGGUCUUGCGUUUCUGAUUUGUACUUUCUGUGGUCAGGCAUGGAAGCAAGCAGCCCCAAAAGUGUAA